AUGGCCAAAAGGGCGGUCACCGCUGCGCAAGAUCCUCUCCCGCCUCCCCCGCGCACCCUCUAUGCCCUCGGCCUGGAAGGCUCAGCCAACAAGCUAGGCGCAGGUGUCAUUGCCCAUGCCCCCGACGGCAGCGUCUCCAUCCUCUCCAAUGUCCGUCACACUUACGUCACACCACCCGGCUCGGGCUUUCAGCCAGGAGAUACGGCUCGCCAUCACAGGGCAUGGAUUGUCCGAGUGGUCAGCGAAGCUGUUCGACGAGCAGGGCUCGAGGAUGUCGGCGGCUGCGACGCUAUCUGCUAUACCAAGGGUCCGGGCAUGGGUGCAUGCUUAGCCAGCGUGGCCAUCGUAGCAAGAACGCUCGCUGCGCAAUACGGCGUGCCAUUGGUCCCCGUAAAUCACUGCGUGGGCCAUAUCGAGAUGGGUCGCACCAUCACUGGCGCCUCUAAUCCGGUAGUUCUCUACGUCUCCGGCGGUAACACUCAGGUGAUAGCCUACUCUGCGCAACGCUACCGUAUUUUUGGUGAGACGCUGGAUAUAGCUGUGGGCAACAUGCUGGAUCGUUUCGCGCGCGUUGUAGGCUUGAGCAAUGAUCCCAGCCCGGGAUACAACGUCGAGCGCGAGGCGAGAAAGGGGAGACAUUUGGUCCCACUGCCUUACGCUACCAAAGGGAUGGAUGUGAGCCUGGGCGGGGUGCUGAGCUGCGUCGAGGCGUAUACCAAGGACAGAAAGAGGUUCAAGCCGGACACGAAGAGCGAGGUCGGCGGUGGAGAGGUAGGAGAGUGGGGAAAGAUGGCGAAUGGAGAGACGUGGAGUGGGGAUGGAAGGCAUGUCGUACGCCCAGGAGAUGACGAGGAAGAAAGCGACGACGGCGACGACGACGAAGCGUCGGCUCUACGAUCAAGCAUCCCCAAUGGCGCCCGCCUCCCAGACGUCAUCACGCCCGCAGACCUCUGCUUCUCCCUCCAAGAACACGUCUUCGCCAUGCUAGUCGAAAUCACCGAGAGAGCAAUGGCUCACAUCGGCUCGCGAGAAGUUCUCAUCGUGGGCGGUGUGGGGGCCAAUUCGCGACUGCAGGAGAUGAUGGCCAACAUGGCCAGGGAGAGGGGAGGCAAAGUCUUUGCGACCGAUGAGCGAUUUUGCAUCGACAACGGCAUCAUGAUUGCUCAUGCUGGGUUGCUGGCCUUCAGGAUGGGGCAUACGGUUGAGCUGGAGCGAAGCACUGUCACGCAACGGUUCAGGACUGAUGCGCCGAAGAUUGACUGGAGGGCGUAG
Jaminaea rosea is the source of this 1272-nucleotide messenger RNA. Its product is annotated as putative KAE1-putative O-sialo-glyco protein-endopeptidase A1. The transcript is spliced from 2 exons. Lineage: Eukaryota; Fungi; Basidiomycota; Exobasidiomycetes; Microstromatales. The record is from RefSeq and is a predicted model, not a curated record. Gene Ontology annotation, cellular component: EKC/KEOPS complex; cytoplasm. Gene Ontology annotation, biological process: tRNA threonylcarbamoyladenosine modification. Bases 1 to 1272 code for a protein of 423 amino acids.